Kwoniella shivajii is the source of this 1050-nucleotide messenger RNA. RefSeq lists its product as uncharacterized. Gene Ontology annotation, biological process: regulation of cyclin-dependent protein serine/threonine kinase activity. The record is from RefSeq and is a predicted model, not a curated record. The transcript has 2 exons. The coding region runs from base 1 to 1050 and encodes 349 amino acids. Gene Ontology annotation, cellular component: cyclin-dependent protein kinase holoenzyme complex; nucleus. Lineage: Eukaryota; Fungi; Basidiomycota; Tremellomycetes; Tremellales; Cryptococcaceae. Gene Ontology annotation, molecular function: cyclin-dependent protein serine/threonine kinase regulator activity; protein kinase binding.
AUGUCGUCCUCGUCAACAGCCGCUAUCCCUGCUUAUCGACCUAGCACCUCUACACCUCCUUCAGGUAAGAGGAAGGCUUCCAAGCCUGCCGCGUCAAGAUCCUCGCAAGAUCCCUUUUACGGACAUGAAGAAACAGCGGUGAUGUCUGCUCGAUUCAUUACUCAUCUAUUCCAAUGUCCCAACAUCCCUACAGCCACUGCUCCUGGCGCACCGACGCCAACCCUUGCCCAUUUCGUUGCAUACGCUCUGCAUCGCACUCGACUCCCCUCUGUCGUCACUUUUGCCGCAUUGAUGCUGCUUCAGCGACUCAAGCAACGAUAUCCAGCUGCUCGAGGAUCAUCUGGUCACCGAUUGUUCAUUUCUGCAUUCAUGAUUGCCUCCAAGGUUAUUUGCGAUGACACUUAUUCAAACCAAUCUUGGAGCAUAGUUGCUCAAAAGAUGUUCGCGUUGAAGGAAAUCAAUCAAAUGGAAAGGGAGAUGUGUGGAUACUUGGAAUGGAAUCUCAACGUCGAAGGUGACGAGAUCACAGAAUUCGAGGACAAGAUCAGAUCUGAACACGGACCUCGAGCAGUGGCUAGAGCAUCGUCCUCAUCGUCCUCUUCUUCCGAAUCAUCCUCCGUUAUCGUUCAACCCUCUUCUUCAUCAGUGACCCGAUCAUACCCUACACCUGAUACCACACCAGAUCCUCAACCAUCAGCGAGACCCAUUAGAGCUGUUCCAUCACCAUUCAAAUCUCGAUCAACAUACCCACCCACAAUGGCUGUGGCAUCUGCUUUUCCUUCCCCACCAAUAUCGCCAAUUACACAUCACUCAUCACCACAACCACCACACUUUGCAUCUUCAGCGAACUCCUCCCUCCAAUCAUCACCUGCAUCGGAUGACUGUAAAACACCGUCGCCAGUCUCAUUAACAGGACAUUCUCACAAAUCAUCAACGAGACAUCCUGCAAAGGGAUUCGACAUGACGAGAGCUUAUGAACAAAGGUCAAGAUCCCAAGCCGAACAAUUACACCAUACAGGUGAUCCUAUACACGUCGGUGCAGGAUGGUAG